Molecule: messenger RNA, 1242 nt
Organism: Ruditapes philippinarum (Manila clam)
Lineage: Eukaryota; Metazoa; Mollusca; Bivalvia; Venerida; Veneridae
Product: interferon-inducible GTPase 1-like
Exons: 1
Coding region: 1-1242 (413 amino acids)
Cellular component (GO): membrane
Molecular function (GO): GTPase activity; GTP binding
Source: RefSeq, a predicted model, not a curated record
AUGGGUGCAUCUACAAGUAAGCCUAUGCCACAAGCUUUCCAAGAUCUUGACGACUUUGACCGAACAACAGCUGUUGAAUACGAAGAAGCUUUUAAAAGUGGCGGAAUGACAAAAUUAAGUAAAAAAAUUGAGGAAGACAUAGACAAAUGGAGAAAUGUACCAGUAAAUAUUGCUGUAACAGGAAAUUCCGGGGUUGGUAAGUCCUCAUUUAUAAACAGUUAUAGAGGACUUAAAGCAAAUUCUGAAGGUGCAGCUGCGGUUGGCGUAAAUGAAACAACUGAAGAACCAACUAAAUACAUGCACCCAAACAAUAACAGUGUUGCUCUUUGGGAUCUCCCGGGAAUGGGUACACAGAAAUUUCCGAAAAAAACGUAUUUAGAAAAAGUCAAAUUUCAAACGUAUGAUUUUUUUAUUAUAAUAACAGCGACUCGUUUUACAGAAAAUGAUAUUUGGUUGGCAAAUGAAGUCAAAAAAAUUAAGAAAAAGUUCUUUUUUAUCCGCACAAAAAUGAAUACAGAUGUAGAAAAUGACACACAUGAUUACCCUGGAACUAGUAAAUCUGACACAGUUAAUAAAGUUCGUCAAAAAAUGACACAACACGUAGCAAAAGAACAUUUUGAAAACGUCAAAAUUUACCUAAUCGACAACCACUUUGUUCUAGAUUAUGAUUUUCCAAUCCUCGUAGAAACGAUGAUUAAAGAAGCGCCAACAUGGAAACAGGAAGCAAUGACAUUAACAUUGACAAUUCUCACUGAAAAUAUAAUAAAUCAAAAGAGAAGUGCUCUUAGAAAAAGAAUAAUGAUAGUAGCACUAGGUUCAGCAGCUGGAGGAGCAGUCCCUGUGCCAGGAGUGAGUCUUGCUGUAGAUACAGCAAUAGUAAUGGGAGAAGUCAAAUUUUACAAACAACAGUUUGGCCUUAAUGAUGACUCGUUGCAGGAAAAUGCACAUUCACUAGAAAUAACUGUCGAAAGUCUUAAAGAACGUUUGAACAUAACAAGACAGUUAGCAGUGGCGUCAACACGUUUGAUUGCUAUUGUUGUGAGCAAAAUGGCUUUAUCAGAAGUUGCUGAGAAAGUUACAGCUUUCUUUCUCCCUGUACUUGGAAGUAUUAUUGCGGCAGGGAUAUCUUAUGGUUGCACUGUUUCCGUAUUAAGGUCCAUAUUAGACGAAUGUGUUUCCGAUGCACGAAUUAUAAACGAACAACUCAUGCAAAAGAUGUCUGAAUCAGACUGUCAUCAAUAA